CUGAGCGACGAACUGUUAAAACACCGAAAAUCACUACGGCUGGUCCACAAUGUUGGCCCAUGAAAGGAUAAAACUUUGGUACAGGUUUUGACGAAUGUAAUGGAAAGCGAAAAACAAACUACUGAGAGAGAGACACCGCCUCAGCACUGGAGAAGUUGCAAGUUGAUUAUUGACCCCGCAUUAACAAAAGGACUGUACAAAGUGUACCGUUAUGAUGGACAAUGUUUUAACCUACCCGUUGAGGACCUAGGUUUGUUUCCUGUGGAUACAGUUAGAGAUCCCCGCAUCUGCCGCCUGUGGAGCAAAUGCAACAAGACUGACCUGUUGGUGCCUAAAUUCAAGAUUGAUGAAUGCUACGUUGGCCCUAUUCCUCCCAAAGAAGUGACAUUUUCCAGGUUGAAUGACAAUGUAAAAGAGGCAUUCUUGACUAAUAUGUGCAACAAGUAUGGUCACGUUGAAGAAGUUGACAUAUUCUACAAUCCUAAGAACAAGAAGCAUUUAGGAAUUGCGAAAGUUGUCUUUGACACAGUGAGGGCUGCAAAGGACGCUGUCCAACACCUCAACCAGACAUCAGUGAUGGGAAAUAUUAUUCAUGUGGAAAUUGAUCCAAAAGGUGAAAACAGGGUGCGUUAUCUCCAGCUCCUCUUACGUGGCCUUUGUACUCCUUGGACAUUACCAGUGAGCAGCAGUGAGCAAAGUCUCCAAAGCUUAAUCGAUAGUCUGCUGUGUUGCGCAGCCACCCAGCAACAAGGGAGCGUCUCCAGCCCCACCAGCAUUGCUACACCUCUCUCUCUCGACACGGCCUACUCCAGUAUUUGGCAGGAUACACCUUGCAGCUUUGGGCUUACACCACGUUCUCAGGGAACCCCCCGCACUCCUUGCUUAUCUGCGACUCCUCUCUCCCAGGACUCUUGCUACUCCAGUCUUCAGGCGACUCCGGUCCUCCAGGGGGAGCCCUCCACUUAUAGUGUUCACAAACCUUUAAGACGAGAGCUCUGCCAUCGAAAACUUGCAAGGUACCACAGGGUAUCUGGUGAAGUCUCAGACGUGACCUCGAUUUUUAAGCAUUGCCAACCACAGCCACCGCUUCCUCUCUCUGCUCAAACUAGCAGCCAGCAGCUUGCACUGUGGGGUCAGGAUGGACAAAUCUCUGAACACAAUAAUACAGAGCCUUCCUUUCACCCUGCCUCUCCUGAUGAGGAUGUGGUUACGGCUACCUCUGAGGCUUUACCUCUGAACUGCAAUUCUCUCAGCAUCUUGAGCAUUAAUUUCGCAGCUGAGAGGCAGACAGCGGCGUCCUCCCCACCUGAUGACCAUGCGUGCAUAACAGAGUUAUGUCCAUCUGCUGUGAACUGUUCCUCUAGCAGCCCCCAACCAGAGGUGGAGAGCUUGGACUCCCGCAUUGAAAGUUUGUUGAUAAACAGUCAGAGUACAAGCACCUCGUACUUUCAUGAAAAAACUUUGGAGGCCGAUGUGCACUCUCAGGACAGCCCGACAUCACCUUGCUCAGCUAAUUUCUCAGAUGACUCCCUUGUUUACACUCUGCCUUUUUGUGGAUCCUUCACAUCCAGCCAACAAGGCUCAUGCAAGGAUCUGGAGGAUGUCAGUUUGACGUCCCUCCUUGAAAAUGAAGAGGAUGAAACUACCCGAGCUGUUUCUUUUCUAACAAAAAAUCCUCUGUCUCCCACUCAAUCAGAUUUCACACAUCUUGAAAGAAGGCCUGAUGUAAACAACAGGAAAGAUGCAGAAAGUUCUAUGGAACCUCAUUUAUCAAAUAAAGCCAAGGAGCACUCCAAUAACAGACACCCUGAAACUUUGACUCCCAGAAAAGAUAUCUCCUCUCUUCCACCGCUCCCGUCACUUUCUUCUCUCAGUGGUACCACUCAACUUCUUAACUCCAAACCUCCUCCUGGCAUUACGUCUGGAUGCCCCCAUCCACCAGUUACCCCUUUCCCUUUCCGCAUCCCUUCCUUUCCCCCGUCUCUUCCACCCAUCCCACCUCGCCUGCCAAAUGGCACCAUCCCCAUUCCACCUCCAGGUUGGAUCCCCCCUCCGGGCUGUCAUGCUCGGAUCCCCAUACCUCCUCCCCCUAUUCCACCUCCUCCCUGUAUUCCUCCGCCUCCUGCUUUUCUGGGACCCCCUCCACCUCUGAUGGCAUCGCCCUCUGUUCCACCUCCUGUAUGCCCCUUACCCUUACAACCUGCAGGCCUUUUGGACAAGGGCAAUCCUCCACCACCCUUACCAUUUUAUGGACCACCCUGGCCUGCCCCACCUUUGCCUAGGUUCAACCCCUUUGUGCCACCACCAGAUUACUCGCUAGUGAGGGAAAACCCUCAUAAGGUCACAGUGGAAAAGGUUUUAGAAGUGAUCGUGGAUGAACUGAAGUCAAUCAUUAAGAAAGACAUUAUACGCAGAAUGAUUGAAGGGGUUGCUUUCAAGGCAUUUGAGGACUGGUGGGACUGUCAAGAGAAGAAGACAAAGAUACUAGUUUCUUCUUCAAAAAGUGGAACAGCAAGUGUGGAAGAGAGAAACAAACUAAUAAAUCCCCUCAUUCACAUCACUGGCCAGGGCAAGAAACCUCCACUCCCCUCCUUUAAGGUAAAAAGGAAAAGAGCUUAUGAUCCUGCUACAUCAGAGGAGAUAGAAAAUGAAAGUCCUGCUUUAGAUGUGAAACAGGGGGAUGACAUAAUGGGACUGGAAUCCCAGAGACCUAAACGCAGACAUGCAAGACCACAUGAGCUUGACAGUGAUGAUGAUGAAGGGAAAGAAGAAGAUAACACACAUCAAGAUGAAGAAAUCGUAUCAGACAAAAUUGACCCAGUUGUGCCGAUUGAUGAUGAUCUUCAAAUUUUGAGUGACAGAGACGAUCACGAUGAUGGUGAUGACAGUAAUCGUGAUGAAGAAAAGGAGGUGGUACAAAAACACACAGAGAAUGAAGAUGCUUUCAUCUCUCCAACGACCAAAGGAGUGCAGGACUCAGAUAGUGAGACUUUUUCAGAGAACAGCUCCUCAGAGGGAAGCGACUGCUCGUCAGACUUUGACUCCUCCGACUCAUUCUCCUCAGAGAGCUUUGAGGACUCCUCUUACUCUGACCUCAGUCCUGAAGAUGAGGACAUGGAGGAGGGUGGCGAGGACGACAGGAGUGGUGAGUGUAUUGUGAUAUCGUCAGAUGAGGAGUCGAUGGAGCUCGAGCCCCCUGUCACCCCAUCAGCGCCCCUCACCCCUGGUUCUCAGCUAGAGCUGGGCCUGCAAGACUGGUCAGAUCCAUUUAGCAGGGAAGAGCCAGAGGAGAAUCAGUACACAAGUCAACAAGGCUUGGAUAUCAUGAUGGAACUCCAAAGCAGCGAACCACAGGACCUUCAGCCACCAUCACCAAUUGGACUUUCAGCAGUGGAGCCUGACCUUGACGUGGAGAUGGAGAGCACUGAAUGGAUGGUGGAGUCUCUAGAAAACAUAGAAAACUGUAGGCCUCUCACUCCCACUGGCUGCUUGGUCGACAGUGACCCUGACCUCCAGAUAAGAAGCAAACCAACAUCUCCAGCUGUGGAGGAGGUGGAACGACCACAGACGCCAGGCAAGGGAAUAGUAGCUGAACUAGGAAGUGAGGAAUCUGCAGAUGAAGUCCUCUCCCCAACAAGCAGUGAGCUUGUUCAGGCUCCCUCUGAUCCUCCGGGCCCAUACUUAUUAUACCAGGAUAUGCCCAAAACUCCUGGUAGAGAGAAGAGAAGUGAAUGGACUCAGUACAGCUCUAGGAGAGCUCCAGCAACUCCAGGCAGAGAGAUGACCGUAUUAGAGGGUAGCACAGUAAUAUGUUCACCUCUCAGCAGCCCACCACCUAUUUCAUCACUGCCCACCAAUCCAUAUAUCACAGCCCCAAAGACUCCUGGAAGAGAUAUAAUCCUACCGCGAAGAGCCAUAGUCCACAGGAGGAAGACACAAAUGUUGAACAACUCACGGCCUCUGUUAUGUGAUGAAUUCCUUGCAGUGUCUUCUCCAUGCAGCAUCUCUGAGUCCUCAUCUGACACUGCUGAUGGGAGGGGCGUGUGGAUCAGCUCAGGUGUGAGAGCGAAGCCCUUGCAGGGACUGGAGAAUAUGCCUGGCCUACUGGAUGAGGAGAAUAGGAGAGAGGCAGACAAAUCCUUAUCAAGGCGAAAACAUUGGAAGAGGUUAAAGAGGAGAUGGAGAAUCCAUCAACGGCAGAAAUCCCUUCAAAGAAUCACCGGUUCACUCUUCUCUUGCAGCCGUCCUCACAGGCGGCGUUCACUGUUUGACGAGAGGAGAGUCCUUCACAGUGUUUGGAAGGAGGGUCUGGAUGAAGAAGAUGCAAGGCUGCUGCAGUGUACAUAUGAACGGCUGCAAGUGCAGGAUGAUGGCUUUGGCUGGCUGAGUGACACCCUCUGGAUACCCCACCCUCUGACUAAAGUCAUCACAGAGAGGAAUGAGGAACACAACCCCUGGCAGCCAAACCACAGGACCGGCUCCGCCCGCAGUGAAGGUUUCUACAAAAUCUGCCUGAAGGAUAAAAUAAAAUACCUCAACAACACAAAGCUUGCCACCGAGCUUCCAUCUACAAGCACUCAGGGAAAGUGCAUCCCAGCUCAGCCAACUUCACUGCGUGCUGGAUCUGACUUCAGGUCUGAACAGCGUCGCCUGCUGUCCUCCUUCAGCUGUGAUAGUGACCUAGUCAAGUUCAACCAGCUCAAGUUCCGAAAGAAGAGGAUUUGUUUCAGCCGGAGUCACAUCCAUGAGUGGGGUCUGUUUGCCAUGGAGCCCAUAGCAGCAGAUGAGAUGGUGAUUGAGUAUGUGGGCCAGAUUAUCAGACAGGUCAUUGCUGACAUGAGGGAGCAGAGAUACGAGGAGGAGGGCAUCGGAAGCAGCUAUUUGUUCCGGGUCGAUCAUGACACCAUCAUUGAUGCCACUAAAUAUGGGAAUUUAGCCAGGUUUAUCAACCACAGCUGCAAUCCUAACUGCUAUGCAAAGAUCAUCACUGUGGAGUCUCAGAAGAAGAUUGUGAUAUAUUCUCGGCAGCCGAUAAGCAUCAACGAAGAGAUCACAUAUGACUACAAGUUUCCCAUCGAGGAAAUAAAGAUUCCUUGUUUGUGUGGAGCAGAUAGCUGCCGGGGUUCCUUGAACUAAUCACUGUUGGUGUCCUGCUUAUGUCUUUGUCAAGAGCCAAAGUUGCCUGAGGUACUGUGCGACAUAAACACAGACACUGCAGAUGUUUGAAAAAGAGUAAUUUUAAUAAUAUUCAAAUGCACAGUUGCUAACUGUCUGGAGGUCAUACAGGAGCUCAGAGAUGCACUUGCAGAGUGCUGGAGUGGUGCUGCUCGGUGUAAUAAUGAGUUAAUAAACUACCCUGAACAGCACUUACAACAGGAAUGGGACCAAACAUCUGGAACUUUACUUAAUCAAAAGAUGGUAUGAUUAUGAAGAAGACUCGACCUAUAAGCCCUGGUUACCACUGUCAAAACUAUUUAUUCUUUUUCUGUUUAAACAUAAGCAUAUAACAAGAUGCUACUUUUGGUUGUACAUCACAGUAUAAUAACAUAUCUGUUGUUUCACACAUACCAACUGCUGUCUUGUCCAACAUGGAGGAAAAAUAGGCAUCUCAAAUAUCAUGCAAAAAAGUCUGUUACAAUGAAAUAUCUGUUGACCUCAUUGUCCAAAUCAUAACAUACAUGUACAGUUAAAUGUUUUCAUUUAUGAGAAUUUAAAUGGUGUUAUGCUUGAGUCAAGCUUGUAUCAAUAAUACUGGUUUUCUUGUUAA
Thunnus maccoyii (southern bluefin tuna) is the source of this 5767-nucleotide messenger RNA. Its product is annotated as histone-lysine N-methyltransferase SETD1B-A-like. NCBI's taxonomy places the organism in Eukaryota, Metazoa, Chordata, Actinopteri, Scombriformes, Scombridae. Gene Ontology annotation, molecular function: RNA binding; protein binding; histone H3K4 methyltransferase activity. Bases 100 to 5136 code for a protein of 1678 amino acids. The record is from RefSeq and is a predicted model, not a curated record. Gene Ontology annotation, cellular component: Set1C/COMPASS complex. The transcript has 18 exons.